CAGUCAUACAUUGUAUUGUGUGUACUGCUGUAGCAUGUUAGUGGACUGAGUGUUCUACACUGAACAAUCCCCAGUAAGCAAUCAACAGCAUUUGAGGCACGCUGUCCACUAAAGAUUGAAAGGCUUGGAGGACUGUCGCAGUCAUGUGAUAUUCAUAUAGCUAUGAUCCCUUUUUGAUCACACGCUCGAUACUGAUUUGAAAUACCAUAACAAGUUUUCGUGUUAUAUAGUUUUAUAGAAACAUACUCCAUAUUAAAAAUCUCUAUUGUAACCAGCAUUUCCGAAAGAAUGGCACACUGGAACGUAUUUGCAUUGUGACGGUUCAUGCGUUGCCAUGCAACAGUAUCAAACGACGCAUUUGCCAUAGCAACGUGUCCAUACAGUGGUAAAGGUCUGACAAGAACCCCUAAAAAGUACGACCAAAAUGGCGCUGCCUUUGCUGCCAGGAUUCUCAAUUAACAAAAACUUGAGCAAGGACAAAUUUCACAAGUCUCAGCAUUUUGACUACUCAAAUGGGGUUCCUAUGUUGGUCGGAUCUGAGAAGCCGGGUAUUGGAGGUGAAUUGCUCCUAGGCCAGAAACACAAGCAAAAGUACUCUUUGUUCCCCAAGGGAGAAAAUAGUAACGCACCAUCGUGGGUAGCCUUUGACAAACAGGUGCUGUGUUUUGAUGCCUUUUUCCAAGAGGUCGUGCCUCAAAGCAAGGAAGAAAAAUACAGGGUUAGGAAGUGUAAAAUUUACUUUUACCUGGAGGAUGACACCAUUCAAGUAGUGGAGCCAGAAUUAAAGAACAGCGGGAUCCCUCAGGGAACCCUGAUCCGGCGCCAUCGGAUUUCGCUCCCACAUCCAAAUGAUGACCAGUUCUACAACGUGCACCAUUUCAACAUCAACCAGGAGAUGGUGCUGUACUCCAGGACCUUUAAGAUCAUGGACUGUGACCCUUUCACAAGAAAUUUCCUGAGGAAAUUGGGAGUGCGCCUCAACCCCACUGCCUCUGUUCCUGAGGACCCUUACUGUAACCUUCGUCAAGAGAUGGAGGAGAGCAUGAAGCCUUUGCGUCCUUAUGAGAGACAGGACACCCUGAAGCAGUUCCUUGACCAUGACCGCAACGUCCUUUGCUUCUACUGCCACUGGGACGACUCGGAGAGCAUGUUUGGUGACCCCCGGGAGCUCAUCAUGCAUUACUUCCUGGCCGACGACACCAUUGAGAUCCGCGAGGUUAUCUACCCGAACUCAGGCCGCGACGCCACCCCGAAGUUUCUUCACAGGAGUAGGCUACCCAAGCACGCUCCUAUUCCCAUACACCAGCCUGGAGAGAAAACAGAUCGCACUGUCCUCAAUGUGUUCGGACCUAUGGGACAUGGGGGACGUUAUAUUUUGGAUAGCCUGAAAACUGGAGCUGUCAAGGAGGACUUCUACAAGGACCGCGACCUGACUUUUGGCAGUGUCAUCAACGUCUGGGGCAGACGGGUGAUGAUCUGCGACUGUGACAACUUCACCAAGGCGUUCUACCGCACCAAAUACGGCGUAGAGGACUUCACCCCUGUGCAAUACAAAGCUCCCCCGGCCCCUAAGCCAGCCAGACCAGUGCCCCCGUACAAUGGCUUUGGAUCAGAGGAAGACUCCCUGUGCUCCUGCCAGGGCUUGCUGCCCAAACCCCCACAGAAGGACUUUAAGAAGCUGAUGGAGAAGGACAGGCAAGGUCUUGAUAGUAAUGUGCUGAGGUUUGUCGGCAAGAUGGAAACUGACAAUCCCAUUGACAAGGAGCGAGUGUUCAUCAUCUGCUUCUACCUGAGUGAUGACACCAUAGCUGUGUUUGAGCCCACUCAGAGGAACUCAGGUGUGAUCGGUGGUAAGUUCCUGGAGAGGAGCAGGGUAAAGAAGCCAGGCCAGGAGCUGUUUAAGAGUGAGAAGUCUGAGUGGUUCACAGUUCAGGACCUGUAUGUGGGAGCUCAGCUCCUGCUCAACAAACAGUCCUUCAAGCUGGUGGAUGCCGAUGAGUACGCUUUCAACUACAUGGAGCAGCAUGUAGAGGAGUUCCCCAGGGCCAACAUGGGCACCAUUCUGAGCAAGAUUAAAUCCAUCAGUGAGGACAAGAAGAACCAGCUUCUCGCCAUGGUUAGCCAAGGAGACACAGGCAUGAUCCAGUAUGAGCAUUUCAGGUCCCUGCUGGUGGCGACCGACUGCGGGCUGUCGGAGCACGAGAUCAUGAUGCUGGGGCGCAGCUACUCGGAGCGGGAGCAGACAGAGGCCAACAUGGGGAUGAUGCUGGCCGUGGCGCAAGACCAGCUGAGGAAGAAGCACUUUGAGGCCUUCGCAGAAAUGAUCAGGGCCUUCACCCACGAAGACCGCAACAGAACUGGCCUCCUGCCCAGCAAAGAUGUCCGCACCAUCUGCAAGGCCUUCCAGCUCCCCUUGCCUGAUGACCUUCUAAGGGGCAUCCUCAAAAGGUAUGAGAAGGAGUCGGAGGAGAUCGACUUCCACGCCUUUCUGUCUGGCAUCAACUGGAGGGAGGACCCCGCCCCCCCGGUCUUCGCCGAGGACGUGUUGAAGCCCUUUUCUGUGACCAAGCCCAAGCCGAAACUAACGGGCCAGACAAUGGUGGAUUACUCUGCCUUUAUAAAAGGACUCACCGGACUGUAAGAAGAGACGUGAAGACACAGCCAUCGUGGUCUCUGACUACGUCAACAUGCCCUGCAUGACCCUGCCACAAAUAGUUUUUAAAAAUAUUUUUCUACCUCCUCUUCUCUUUCGUUUCACUCCUUCCAUCCUGUUGUUUUGUCCCGACCCAACCCACUCCCUCUGCUCAUCUCUUCGCAUCUCUCCUUACCUUAACCCUCAUGCUCUGGAGGCCUUGUCUCUCUCUAACAAACCCCUCCGCCGCCAAAAGCAUUUGUCAUGAUUCACGACUCUUUGACAUUAUUCAAUUCCUCUGUGGUGAGCAAAACAACAAUAACAAAAAAACAAAAAAAAACAGCGUGUUGAUUGUUGAUGUGGAUUUGUUCUGUUUAGUGUUCACUCUCUGCUUUUCAAAGCCUCUCGUCUCGUUAUUUUUUUUUCUUUUUCUUUCAGUUUGAUGUGAACUGGAACGGAACCCCUGCGGGCCUGGCGGUGAGGAGCGUCCACUAUGCUCUCAUGCUGGAGGACGUCUUCGGGCCCAGGGGGACCGCAGACAAGCAGAGCUGAAAGGGAGUCCGGCGAGAGGGAGAGAGGGGGGGGAGCAGUCGGGAUCUCAGAUCUCACCUGCUCCAACUGCUGGACAGCAAAAACACCCGACACUGUUUAUUUGUGUGAAGCACUUAUUUAAGUGAAACAAAAAUGCAAGCCGCGAAAUCC
Molecule: messenger RNA, 3334 nt
Organism: Clupea harengus (Atlantic herring)
Lineage: Eukaryota; Metazoa; Chordata; Actinopteri; Clupeiformes; Clupeidae
Gene: efhc2
Product: EF-hand domain (C-terminal) containing 2
Exons: 15
Coding region: 425-2641 (738 amino acids)
Biological process (GO): regulation of neuron projection development
Cellular component (GO): microtubule
Source: RefSeq, a predicted model, not a curated record